Molecule: messenger RNA, 597 nt
Organism: Morchella importuna
Lineage: Eukaryota; Fungi; Ascomycota; Pezizomycetes; Pezizales; Morchellaceae
Exons: 4
Coding region: 1-597 (198 amino acids)
Source: RefSeq, a predicted model, not a curated record
AUGAAUUCCUUCAACCCCUCCUUUGGGGCCGACCUUGAAGCACAAAGGAACAAGCUACUCCCUCUGCCGAGUACCUGUACAGUUGACAUCCAUCGCUGGUCGACGAUCCCGGUGCCCGUAAUUGAGAGAUGGCCCUCGGCGCCCGGCACGAUCCCGAGCGACUGGCUCGGAAAGGUGGCCAGUGUGCUAAUAUCACUCACACCGAUAAUGUUUUUGGUACUGGCUGGUUUUGCGUAUAAGAUGGAUGGAAUGCCAGUUUCAAAGUUUGGGGAGCAGGUGACGAAGGCAGCACAGAUUGGAACUACGGUAUACCCAAUUAUAUUUGCAGCAGUCCUAGGAAAAACCUUCAAGUCCGCCGCCGGAUGGCUCGUCGAACGGGGAACAACAAUUCGCAUGCUCGAGCUACUAAUGGGCAGUCAAAGUCUUGGAGGAGCACUCCAAUCCCAUUUCACGAUAAUCCGAACCAUAAAGACGAUCCCGUUGAGUCUAUUCAUGCUUUUGAUUUGGCUUCUUUCGCCUCUGGGAGGCCAGGCUUCGCUGCGCUUACUCAGUACUUCUGGGAUUGAGGUGGAUGGUGCGAUAAGGCUAUGCUUGUGA